GGGCGGGGCGCCGAGGAUCACGAGUGCGCGAGCGCGGGCGGCCAGCUGAGCUGCGGCCCCGACUCUUCUCCGCGGGUGCGCGGCCAUGCCACGGAAAUGGAUCCUCUCUCUGCUUCUGGUGCCGCUCCUGCUCGGCCCAGGCCUCGUGCACAGCUCCAGCCCUCUGCCCCUGGUCCUCAACACUUGGCCUUUUAGGAAUGCAACCGAAGCAGCGUGGAGGACAUUAGCAUCUGGAGGUUCUACCCUGGAUGCAGUUGAGCAGGGCUGUGCCGUGUGUGAGAGGGAGCAGUGUGACGGCACUGUGGGCUUUGGAGGGAGUCCCGAUGAGCUUGGAGAAACCACACUGGACGCCAUGAUCAUGGACGGCACUACUAUGAACGUAGGAGCGGUAGGAGAUCUCAGGCGAAUUAAAAACGCAAUCGGUGUGGCUCGGAAAGUGCUAGAACAUACAGCACACACGCUGUUAGUGGGAGAGUCAGCCACCAAGUUUGCUGAAAGUAUGGGGUUUAUCAGUGAGGACUUAUCUACCAAUACUUCUCGAGCCCUUCAUUCAGAUUGGCUUGCUCGGAAUUGCCAGCCAAAUUACUGGAGGAAUGUUGUACCAGAUGCUUCAAAAUACUGUGGACCUUACAAACCACCUAGUAUCUUAAAGCAAGAAGGUCCUUCCCAUAAAGAAACAGGAAAUAACCACGGUCAUGAUACAAUUGGCAUGGUUGUAGUCCAUAAGAUGGGACGUACUGCUGCUGGUACAUCUACAAACGGUUUAAAAUUCAAAAUACCUGGUCGAGUAGGAGAUUCGCCAAUACCUGGAGCUGGUGCCUACGCGGAUGACAGCGCGGGAACGGCUGCAGCCACUGGCGAUGGGGAUAUACUGAUGCGUUUUCUACCCAGCUACCAAGCUGUAGAAUAUAUGAGAAGAGGAGAAGAUCCAACCAUAGCUUGCCAGAAAGUGAUUUCCAGAAUUCAGAAGUAUUUUCCAAACUUCUUUGGGGCUGUUAUAUGUGCCAAUGUGACUGGAAGUUAUGGUGCUGCUUGCGGUAAACUUCCCACAUUUACUCAGUUCAGUUUCAUGGUUUAUAAUUCUCUAAAAAAUCAGCCAACUGAAGAAAAAGUAGACUGCAUCUAAUCCAUCUUUUCCGUCCGCAUCUAUGUUUAAAGAGGAAAGAAACAAAGGCUGAAAAGGUUACUCACGGUUGUCGUAUCCUAUGCCUCAUGCAUUCUACCUUCUUUGUAUAAAUCGGCACAAAAAUAAACCUGUGAAGUAGCACUUUCCCUUUCUA
Molecule: messenger RNA, 1280 nt
Organism: Zalophus californianus (California sea lion)
Lineage: Eukaryota; Metazoa; Chordata; Mammalia; Carnivora; Otariidae
Gene: AGA
Product: aspartylglucosaminidase
Exons: 9
Coding region: 86-1126 (346 amino acids)
Biological process (GO): protein deglycosylation
Cellular component (GO): lysosome
Molecular function (GO): N4-(beta-N-acetylglucosaminyl)-L-asparaginase activity
Source: RefSeq, a predicted model, not a curated record